Mycosarcoma maydis (corn smut) is the source of this 759-nucleotide messenger RNA. RefSeq names its product putative AP-3 complex, subunit sigma3. The record is from RefSeq and is a predicted model, not a curated record. The transcript has a single exon. The coding region runs from base 1 to 759 and encodes 252 amino acids. NCBI's taxonomy places the organism in Eukaryota, Fungi, Basidiomycota, Ustilaginomycetes, Ustilaginales. Gene Ontology annotation, biological process: Golgi to vacuole transport; intracellular protein transport. Gene Ontology annotation, cellular component: AP-3 adaptor complex; intracellular membrane-bounded organelle; membrane coat.
AUGACAAUACGAGCAGCGCUCAUUGUCAACAACCACGGCAAGCCGCGGCUCACCAAGUUCUAUACCCAGCUUCCCGCUUCGAGGCAGCAAGCACUGAUCAAGGAGAUCUUUCGACUUGUAUCCAAGCGACCCGAGGGUGUGUGUAACUUUCUCGACGCAACAGAGCUUACUGCUCUGCUUCCACCGCCCGCCGACGCAGUUCGCUUUUCGUCUUGUCUCAGCAAAGUCAAGAGCGAAAAGGGUUCAGUCUCAUCCGGCUCACCUUCCGCUGCAUCGCAAGAUCAGCUGCGUGUUAUCUAUCGACACUACGCAACGCUUUACUUUGUGUUUGUUGUCGAUUCGAGUGAAAGCGAACUGGGUAUAUUGGAUCUCAUCCAGGUUUUCGUGGAGAGCUUGGACCGAUGUUUUGAGAAUGUAUGCGAGCUGGAUCUCAUCUUCCACUUUGAUGAGGUGCACGCUAUCCUCAACGAGGUCAUUCAGGGAGGAUUGGUGGUGGAGACCAACAUCAACGAGAUCGUUGCAGCGGCGCAGGCGACCGCAAGAGCAAGGAAGGCUUCCGUGGCUCAGUCUGGCGCUGGUGGAGUAGCAGCAGGUGCAGCAGGUCUCGCAAACCUCACCCCUGCAAGCUUGAACCUGUCCAUACCAGGUUCAAAUUCCUCAAUCCCUUGGCCAAGAGGUACUUUCAUGGUAGAUGCUAUCUCCAACUUGGGCAACCAGUACCUGGGUCGCUCUUCCAGUCGUCGUUCAAGUCGUCAGUAA